This is a messenger RNA of Durusdinium trenchii, 381 nucleotides long. The record is from the annotation of a GenBank genome assembly. NCBI's taxonomy places the organism in Eukaryota, Dinophyceae, Suessiales, Symbiodiniaceae.
AUGCCGGAUUCGAAGCCACGGGAGCUGCUUGUUCAGGUGCUGAAGGACUUCUAUGAUCAACGGCUGGUGGAUGAGGGCAGGGAGAUCCGCCUGGAGGAUUUGGCCAAGAAGAUGGGAAUGCCAGAGAAGAAGUUUCAGAAGAUGAUGAAAAAGGGUGUUGUUCCCGUGGAGUUCAGCUUCGUGGAUGCGGAGAAGGGCCUGGAUGCGAAAACCUUCAAGAAGGACACCAACUUCCUGUUCUGCAGAGACUGGAUUUGUGUCUUUGGACACCGGAGAGUGACAUCAAAGGAGACCCAGGCUGCGCUUGUGGACGUGGCCAAAUGCUGGAAGCUGUGCAACCCUGAUGAUGAUGUGGAGGACUGGUUGGUGUUGAAGAUGUGA